AUGAACCCGAACAACCCAAACAACAACUUCGCGCAGAUUCCAUUACCCACAUUCAUGAACAUGAUGGGUGGGAUACUAUCACAAUCCCCGCAUGCUCCCCAGACGCCGAUGCCCCAAGGGGUGCUGCAGAUGCAGCCGGGUUCUGCGCCCACAUUCGAGUUCAUGUGGCAAGGAUGGCAGCAGGCUGGUCAGCAAUGGCUGUCGAUGACCCACCCGGGAUCACAAAGCCCCCAACAGGCCCAGAUGUCACAUAUACAGGGCAACACAGCGGGUCAUACACCCCAUCACUCGCUCGCAAUCAGCGACUUGGCAGCAUUCGUCACUGCGAUGCAGCCGCUGCUACAGAACGCCAACCCCGCGCCGGUCGGGUCGGUCGCUGACGAUGAGCGGAUUCUUAUCAGUGCUUUGAAGGAGGGUAAGGCCGAGGGGCUGACACCACGGCAGGCGUUGGACAAGCUGCACAAUGUGAACAAUCAUACGGAAAGUGCCUGGAAGAAUUACUUCCUCGAUCAUCUGGAUCGGCUAUAUGCCAAGGCGUAUCCCUCUGCUGAAGGGCAUAUGGAAGUUCGCCGGCAACUGCCAUCGUCCGUAACUGGCGCUCCGAGCCUUGAGCAUCUCAGAAGGCAACAUAAAGUCGGACUGGCCAGUGCAAAUUCCAGACUCGAAAAACCGAGCACAGCUGCCUCGUCCUCCAGUCAGCGUCAACGAGUCCACGAGGACCAUAUUGAACCGCUCCACCGGAAAGCGUUCCGCAAAGCCUGCGCUGCCCUCGACCCUGCACAGAGAAAACGAGGCAGCCGUCCUAUCCCUCUGUAUGAGCAUGGGUCGGAUUCGGACUACUCUAGCUCGGUCGAGACUGAGUCAUCUGGAGCGGCUGUGAAGAGGCAGAAGGGCAUUCUACCGCCGCAGAGAAUCACGGAGGAGGACUUACGCGCUAUGGCUCGGUUCAGGGUCGAGAGACCGCCACCGGCAGAUAUAUCGGCGACAGGGAAGGGCUAUUGGGAGAAGUUUGCGCGACAGGCGAAGAAAAAGCGAACCCCUGCCGGGUGGGCGAGAGCUUCGAUAUCCUAUGAAGAAGUCAUUGAACAGUAUAUCGCCGAACACAUGGCGGAGAUACAGGGAGACGGGUCCGCCAGGCCGCAGGCUUCAGGGGAGCAAGAACAGGCGGACGUACCUUCGGGCGAACUUCCAAAGUCAGGUUUCUCGGCUGCGUGCGACGGUGUCUCCCGCCUAAGCACAUUGGCGUUGAAACCGCAUAAACGCCCCGUCGAUGAACAGGAUCUAGAGAGCAAUCGUGAAGAGAAACGUUUCAAAUCUGCCUUGGACAAAGCCUCAGACUAG
Messenger RNA from Dichomitus squalens LYAD-421 SS1, 1341 nucleotides. RefSeq lists its product as uncharacterized. Lineage: Eukaryota; Fungi; Basidiomycota; Agaricomycetes; Polyporales; Polyporaceae. The record is from RefSeq and is a predicted model, not a curated record. The transcript has 6 exons. The coding region runs from base 1 to 1341 and encodes 446 amino acids.